Messenger RNA from Sphenostylis stenocarpa, 990 nucleotides. Lineage: Eukaryota; Viridiplantae; Streptophyta; Magnoliopsida; Fabales; Fabaceae. The record is from the annotation of a GenBank genome assembly.
AUGGAUGAGCAAGAAGGUAGUGAAGAAAACAAAUUAAGCCAAGAAUGUAAGGAGUUAAUUAUCUCUCUUCCAAGAGAGAAGGGUUGGAUAACACCUUGUCUCUAUUUAUUCCAAGGCUUUUGGCAUUCAUCAACUGAAAUCCAAGCCAUAAAAACUUUUCAAAAUCACUUCCAAGCUAAAGACAAUGAUAUUAUUGUUGCUAGUGUUCCAAAAUCAGGCACCACUUGGUUGAAAGCCCUUACCUUUGCCAUUGUCAGACGCCAAUAUUUUCGUUCCUUAGAGAACCACCCAUUACUUGUUUUCAAUCCCCAUGAACUUGUGCCUCCAUUUGAAUUUGUCAUUUACGAUGAAACUAAUAGCCAAAUUCAUGAGCUUUCCAAAAUGCCUGAGCCAAGACUUUUUGGUACUCAUGUUCCAUUUACUUCACUGCCCAAAUCAAUUAAAGAGACUAAUUGUAAGAUCAUUUAUAUUUGCAGAAACCCAUUUGACACUUUUAUAUCUACCUGGGUUUUUGUCAACAAAAUUAUGCCAGAGUUUUGCCCUACAUUAUCUCUGGAGGAAGCAUUUGAAAGGUACUGCAAAGGGAUAAUUGGAUUUGGUCCAUCUUGGAACCAUAUACUAGGUUAUUGGAGAGAGAGCAUUGGUAAACCAGACAAGGUUUUGUUCUUAAUGUACGAAGAUAUUAAAGAAGAUGCUAUUUUGAAUAUGACAAAAAUAGCAGAAUUCUUGGGUUGUCCUUUCAGUAAAGAAGAGGAAAGUAGUGGAGUGAUUGAAAAUAUAAUGAAGUUGUGUAGUUUUGAGAAUAUGAAGGAAUUGGAGGUAAACAAAUUUGGAAGCAUGGGCAAAGACAGGAUAGUUCAGAAUAAGUAUUUCUUUCGGAAGGCAGAAAUAAGAGAUUGGGUAAAUUAUCUCUCCCCUUCCAUGGUUGAAAAAUUAUCCAAAAUCAUAGAGGAAAAAUUAAGUGGAUCGGGUCUAUCAUUUCGAAUUUGA